AUGGCGCAGCAUGGAAAAAUCAUUGUUGGAGUCGACUACGGCACGACGGGCUCUACGUUCUCGUACUUCCUUCCAGACCGCAGAAAUUCGAUGAAUCCAAGAGAAUACCACAACUGGCCUGGUCCAGGUCAUGGGUCUCACGUAGUCUCUGAAAAGGCUCCUAGCAUUCUUGCAUAUCCCGAAGAGAAUCCAUACCUGCGACGAACUCAAUGGGGGCAUGAAGUUACACCCGAAAUGAAGUCUGUCUCUUGGACCAAAUUGAUGGUCGAUAAGAACACGACCCCGCAACAUAUCAAGCACCCCUCGCUAGAUGAAUCCAAUUCGACUGGUGUUAUGCGCAUUCCGAGGCGCAAGACUCCUCAGCAAGUAGUUUCCGACUAUCUGCAGCUGCUAUACAUGUUCAUCUGCUCUACACUUCAGCAAAAACUCGAAGUUGAGACGUUGGACGGUUUCCAUCUGGAGUUCAGAUUUGCGGUUCCAGCUGUGUGGGGAGAGGAUGCAAAAGAUCUUUUUUUCGGUGCCGUUCGGGGUGCCGGUUUUACCUCGCGUAUCGGAGCAAGCCAAGUAGAGCAUUCAUGCCAGAUUCUACGAGAGCCUGAGGUGGUGAUGGCAAAGGUUUUGACAUAUCGUGCUCACUUGCCCACACAAUCCGUCCUUGUUCAGGCUGGAGACGGGGUCGUCGUUUGUGACAUCGGUGGUGGCACGGUUGACAUCACUUCCUACAAUAUCAGCUCAGUUCGACCAAGGAUCAGUUAUGACCAACUAACUGAAUAUACCGGCGGGCUGUGUGGUGCGACAGCGGUGGAUCGAAACUUCCACCAGUACCUACAAGGGAUCUUUGGUGAGUCUUUUCAGUCUAUUCCUUUGGUCGAGAGAACACCAGGUAGCGCGUUUAUGUCUGCAUUUGAAGACGCAAAACAUUCCUUCAGCAGCCAUGUACCUAGACCGCAUCGGCUACCCAUCCGAAUCCCUUUUUCCGCCACGGAUCCACAGGUUUAUGAUCAACACAGGGGCGAGUUGAUAUUGGCACACCACACGCUUCGCAGUUUCUUUCAGCCUGUAGUUCGCGCUAUUUGUCUCCUGCUACAUCAGCAGAUUAUCGCAGCCAAUGCUAAAGCGGGCGAUUUCAAGAUCAAUAGAAUCAUUCUUGCCGGGGGACUUUCGCAAUCGCAGUAUCUGAUCAGCGAGGUCAGAACGGUGUUUGGUCAAACCGGGCGUGUGACCGUGGACGUUAUUCCAGAACCGAUUAUGGCGGUCGCAGAUGGGGGUGCCUGUUGGGGCAUCGGCGCACCUCACCCAGUUGGCUAUCUGUGUCAACGUCAUUAUGGCGUACCAUCAGCAGUGCCGUUCGUGUCGGGACUACACGACGAAGAUGAUGCCCACUACGAUAUCAUAACGGGUCAAAAAAUGGCCCACGGGAUUGAAUGGAAACAAUCCUACGACGAGGGAUACGUCGGGCGACACGAAGUGACUUUUCCUUUCCAUGAGGACGGCACCCUUUUGCAGAACGUCGACAUUUUCUCGUCCGAUUUAAACACACCUCCGUUCCGCACCGCCGUGCAAGGUGCAAAGCAUCUUAGUCAACUUUGCUGCGAUUUGUCACAGGUCAAUCUGAGUCAAUUUCCCCACAGUAUGGUCAAUGGGCGUGUUUCAUACAAUGUCUCCUUGACCAUUGUAUUCCGAGUGAAAAGCAGCAACAGAACGGUUCAAUUCGAGGGAUUUGUAGGAAGUCAAAGCCUUGGCUCUUUGAACUUGCUGGCAAGUUAG
This is a messenger RNA of Aspergillus steynii IBT 23096, 1767 nucleotides long. Its product is annotated as Hsp70 family protein. NCBI's taxonomy places the organism in Eukaryota, Fungi, Ascomycota, Eurotiomycetes, Eurotiales, Aspergillaceae. Bases 1 to 1767 code for a protein of 588 amino acids. The record is from RefSeq and is a predicted model, not a curated record. The transcript is spliced from 10 exons.